Molecule: messenger RNA, 1957 nt
Organism: Setaria italica (foxtail millet)
Lineage: Eukaryota; Viridiplantae; Streptophyta; Magnoliopsida; Poales; Poaceae
Product: inosine-5'-monophosphate dehydrogenase
Exons: 4
Coding region: 90-1595 (501 amino acids)
Biological process (GO): GTP biosynthetic process
Cellular component (GO): cytoplasm
Molecular function (GO): IMP dehydrogenase activity
Source: RefSeq, a predicted model, not a curated record
ACGCUCUUCACGCUUCUCUUCAUUCCCAUCCUCCCCCGCCGCCACCGCCGCCGCCGCCGCAGCCAAAACCCUAAAACCCACACCCACCGAUGGCGGCGAGCAGCGCGGACCUCGCCGACGAUGGCUUCUCCGCGACGCGCCUCUUCUCGCAGGGCGUCUCCUACACCUACGACGACGUCAUCUUCCUCCCGGGCUACAUCGGCUUCCCCGCCGACGCCGUCGACCUCUCCACCCGCCUCUCCCGCCGCCUGCCGCUCUCCAUCCCCUGCGUCGCGUCCCCCAUGGACACCGUCUCCGAGGCCCCCAUGGCCGCGGCCAUGGCCUCGCUCGGCGCCGCCGCCGUCGUUCACUGCAACACCGAGCCCGACGCCCAGGCCGCCAUCGUCCGCGCCGCCAAGUCCCGCCGCCUCCCCUUCGUGUCAUCCGUUCCCUUCUUCGCCCCGUCAUCCGCCCCGACGCUCAACGAUUUCGCUGGCUAUGAAUACGCCCUCGUCACCGAGCUCGGGGAUUCGCUCUCCAGGCUCGUCGGCGUCGCAGUUGCGGCCGAUGCGGCUUCUCGCGAGGUUCCUGCCCCUGUGUCGGAAUACAUGCUGCCCGCUCCCCGCUCAGCCUCCGCCUCCUUUGACUUCGAACAAGCCGCUGCCUUCCUUGCUGACGAAGGUUUGGAUUGCGCCCCUCUCAUAUCCGAUGACGGCGAGGUUAUUGACCUGAUCACCGCCAAGGAUGUCGAGCGCAUCCGGAGCUAUCCCAAGCUAGGCAAGCCGUCUCUGGGAGCGGAUGGGAAGUUUAUAGUCGCGGCCUCCAUUGGGACCCGUGAGGAUGACAAGCGAAGGCUGGAGCAGCUAGUUAAGGCGGGGGCAAAUGCUAUCGUCAUUGAUAGUUCGCAGGGGAACUCCAUUUACCAGCUUGAUAUGAUCAAGUAUGCGAAGAAGAUGUAUCCUGAGGUGGAUUUGAUCGGAGGCAAUGUGGUGACAAUUGCGCAGGCGCAGAAUUUGAUUCAGGCUGGUGUGGAUGGAUUGCGUGUUGGAAUGGGGUCCGGCUCAAUUUGCACUACCCAGGAAGUUUGUGCUGUUGGAAGGGGACAGGCUACAGCAGUGUAUAAGGUUUCAUCUUAUGCCAAUGAUCACAAUGUACCGGUUAUUGCUGAUGGGGGAAUUUCAAACUCUGGACAUAUUGUGAAAGCUCUGUCGCUGGGGGCAUCCACUGUUAUGAUGGGAAGCUUUUUGGCCGGCAGUCAUGAAGCUCCUGGUACUUAUGAGUACAAGGACGGCCGCCGAGUCAAAAAGUACAGAGGCAUGGGAUCUCUGGAAGCGAUGACAAAGGGGAGUGAUGCAAGGUACCUUGGUGAUACUCUCAAGCUCAAAGUUGCGCAGGGAGUUGUUGGAGCAGUAGCCGACAAAGGUUCCGUUCUGAGGUUCAUUCCUUACACAAUGCAAGCAGUUAAGCAAGGAUUCCAAGAUCUUGGUGCAUCCUCUCUGCAGUCAGCUCAUGAUCUUUUGCGAUCAGAGACUCUCAGAUUAGAGGUGAGGACCGGCGCUGCCCAGGUUGAAGGAGGAAUCCAUGGGCUGGUCUCAUAUGAGAAGAAGGCAUUCUAGUUCCAUAACCAAACAAGGAAGAAUUGGAACAAGAGUUGUUAGCUGCACGAUAUGGAAGGUGACAAUGCUGUUGAUUAUCCUACCUGGCAAUCUUUAAGCUCAGCAGCUUGCCAGCAAAGCCUGUCGAGUUGGGCAGCAGGUGUACCAUCUACCUAGCGUGAUAAUAAUCCUCGACCAUUGAAAUGGUCAUGUGAACUGUUAACUUUGCCCCAAAUCUUGUAAGAGGGGGACUGGUAUUUCAUGAUUGGAUCGGGUGAUCGCUGUACUUUAUCUUGCCGUUUUCGACUUAUCAUCGUGUUGCACCCCUCUAGAGGGAGAUGAGACGGGAAGGUGAGGUUAGGUAUCUACAACUACCUGAUGCA